This is a messenger RNA of Acanthaster planci (crown-of-thorns starfish), 2448 nucleotides long. Its product is annotated as ADP/ATP translocase 2-like. The record is from RefSeq and is a predicted model, not a curated record. Gene Ontology annotation, cellular component: mitochondrial inner membrane. Gene Ontology annotation, biological process: mitochondrial ADP transmembrane transport; mitochondrial ATP transmembrane transport; negative regulation of mitochondrial outer membrane permeabilization involved in apoptotic signaling pathway. Lineage: Eukaryota; Metazoa; Echinodermata; Asteroidea; Valvatida; Acanthasteridae. Gene Ontology annotation, molecular function: ATP:ADP antiporter activity.
UCUGCCAUUUUUUUUACCGGCGAAACUCUGUCUCUACACGCACGGUAGCCAACAUGUCGAUCUCCAAAGAAGCCGUCACCUCUUUUUUGAAAGAUCUUGCGGCCGGUGGAAUCUCCGCCGCGAUCUCCAAGACCGCUGUAGCACCAAUCGAGAGGGUAAAAUUGCUGUUGCAGGUCCAAGCAGCAUCCAAGCAAAUUGCUGCUGCUGAUCAGUACACGGGUAUUGUCAACUGCUUUGCUCGUGUAACAAAAGAGCAAGGCUUCUUUUCGUUAUGGCGCGGAAAUCUGGCCAACGUGAUCCGUUACUUCCCGACGCAGGCACUUAACUUUGCCUUCAAGGACAAGUACAAGAGAAUCUUCCUCCAUGGAGUUGACAAGAAAACGCAGUUCUGGAGAUACUUUGCUGGCAACCUCGCGUCUGGUGGUGCUGCUGGUGCCACAUCUCUGUGCUUUGUCUACCCGUUGGACUUUGCCCGUACCCGUCUGGCUGCUGAUGUGGGCAAGGCCCUCGGCGAUCGCGAAUUCACCGGCCUGGGCAACUGUCUGGCAUCCAUCUAUCGGUCUGAUGGUAUGCUGGGGCUGUACCGCGGCUUUGGCGUCUCCGUGCAGGGCAUCAUCAUCUACAGAGCUGCCUACUUUGGCUUCUACGACACGGCCAAGGGCAUGCUGCCGUCCCGGUUCCAGAGGAACAUCAUCAUCUCUUGGAUGGUCGCCCAGACAGUGACCACCUGCUCUGGCAUCAUCUCUUACCCCUUCGACACAGUCCGUCGACGUAUGAUGAUGCAGUCAGGCCGCAAGGAUAUCCUGUACAAGAACACCAUCGACUGCUGGCGGAAGAUUGCCCAGAAUGAGGGUGGGCGGGCCUUCUUCAAGGGGGCAUUCUCCAACGUCUUGCGUGGCACCGGUGGGGCCCUGGUGCUUGUCCUGUACGACGAAGUCAAAGCACUCCUGUUCUAACUUGACCGGUUCACAUGUAGGGAUGUUGAAUAAGCCACAGAUUAACAAACACUAUUAACAAAUUUGAGCUGCAUUUGUAGAAGUUACACCCGCCACAUUUCGGAUGUGACUUGGGUAACCACUACAUGUUCAAAAUGGGCUCUCAACUGUGUCCAAAAUGCAAAGAGCACCAGUAGCAUGUAUCUAUAGACUGAAGUGUUAAAAGAUUUUUAAAGAGUUGUUGAAUAUGCCCCCCCUCUUUAACUUAUUAGUAAUUCAUGAAAACACAGCAUACCAGUUGUUUGUGUACAGGAGUAAAAUCAGUGUCAGUACAUGUAUAAACACUGCUCAGUAGUAAAACGUGGAUGUACAGUGUAAAAACAUCUCCUUCAGUACAUUCUUAAUGAAGUGAAUGGCAGCACGUAUUGUAUCGGAAUUGCCUUUUUCUUAUUGGAUUUUUAUUGGACGGAAUUGGGAAUGCGAUUUACUGGUGACCAACACAGAUCACUUUUCAAAUGCCAGCUGCUUCUUGAAAGGCGCCUACCUCAACGCCCUGCUUGAUUUUAUUAUGCUCUUUGUUGGCUUUAGUCCGUGCAGAAAUAUGUUUUGAAUUUGUUUCAUUAUACAUAUACCUUGCCUUUUGGACAGCACAGGCCCUCCUCAGCAUACCUCAAGUCCGAAGGUGUUAAGUCUUGAAACUUUAAACAGGUACAUGUCCAUGUAAGCUGACUUAUGUUUUCAGUAUUUCCUACUCUUAAAUUUAAAGUACUUCUGUCUGAAGGAAGAUCAUGUUAAGAUAUCCCGUUUAUUAUGCAUUUCCUGUUUAAGCAUAUGCAUGGUGCACAUAUCUUGCUCUGCAUUGGUUGCUUUGUACAUGUAUAUAAAAUAUUACCAAACAAUAUGGUCCAAAUCAGAGCUCUUAUGCCAUCUUCUAACAGGUUUUAUCAAGCUCAAUUCGAUGUGUGUUUGCAAUUUUCCCUGGCCAUGCUGAUCAUGUUUGCACUUGAAAAUCAAGAAUGUUCCGAAGGCUGGAUUUUACAUGUGAUAGGUCCGGUUAGUGUACAUGUAUAGGUGCUCGGAUGCACUCUGGAUACAACCAUCGUAUCAAUCUGGUGUGUAAAAGGGUUUAAUGAGAUUCAAUCAAAAAUUGCUUUGCUUGCUCAAGUUCUAACAAUCACUAAGUGGUAAUUUUACCGUGGUUUGAUAUCCCUUUCCCAUGCCGACUUUCCCAGUUUUAAUGUCUGUGAUGUAUUAGUUUAGGAGUAUUUUUCACAUUAAAAUUUGAACAGAGGGGGGACCUUGUGUGUGUGUGGUUAUUUAAUCCUAUGUAACUAAUUAAGGAUUGUCUGGAGGUAUAGGAUAAUUUUGCUGUGCAAGAGGAACUAUGGGAGUGUAUUUUAUCCUUACAAAAUCCAGCCCAAGUGAGUAAUUCAUACCCUAGAUUAUUGAACAUUUGGUUUUUUUUGGAAUGAGUAAUAGAGUGACAUGAUUCAAUUAAAAGAGAUUCAACUAA